Molecule: messenger RNA, 1667 nt
Organism: Oncorhynchus masou masou (cherry salmon)
Lineage: Eukaryota; Metazoa; Chordata; Actinopteri; Salmoniformes; Salmonidae
Product: G-protein coupled receptor 6-like
Exons: 2
Coding region: 228-1238 (336 amino acids)
Biological process (GO): adenylate cyclase-activating G protein-coupled receptor signaling pathway; regulation of metabolic process
Cellular component (GO): cytoplasm; plasma membrane
Molecular function (GO): sphingosine-1-phosphate receptor activity
Source: RefSeq, a predicted model, not a curated record
GUCUUUACCGUUCUGGCUCUCGCGCUCGUCCCUCUCCCCCGCGCCAGUCAAUGCUUCAGGUCGCACCUUCCCUUGGUGUCUCGCCUAUGCGAGGGAAACAGAACAAAGCCGAGGGCUUUACCUGAGCUAUUUCGAGGAAAGGGACAGUUGUGAUUUUCUACAAAUACAUUUUUUCCGAAAGCUCUGUGUAAAACGGAGAGGAGGGAAAAGGUGACACAUGCGCAGACAUGAACGAGACUUUCCUCGGUAACGACACUGUGGCGACAGCCACGUUGGCUGGAAAGGCUUUCCCGUGUAUGGAGGCCAACUAUCCAGAGAGAAACGGCAGCCUGGAACUCUCCGCCGCCCAGCAGGACUUCCCCAUCAACCCGUGGGACAUCAUGCUUUGCAUGUCGGGCACCGUCAUCGCCUGUGAGAACAGCAUCGUGGUGGCUAUCAUCUUCUAUACGCCCACCAUGCGCACCCCCAUGUUCGUUCUCAUAGGGAGCCUGGCCACUGCGGAUUUACUGGCAGGCAUGGGAUUAAUCCUCAAUUUCGUGUUCCAGUACGUCAUCUCCUCAGAGACUAUCAGUCUUAUUACUGUUGGGUUCCUAGUGGCCUCCUUCACGGCGUCCAUCAGUAGCCUGCUGGCUAUAACGGUGGACCGGUACUUUUCUCUCUACAACGCACUGACUUACUUCUCGGAGAAGACGCUCCACUAUGUGCACCUGAUGCUGGCGGGCACGUGGGGCGUGUCUAUGUGCCUGGGCCUGCUACCCGUGCUGGGCUGGAACUGUCUGGACGACCCGAACUCGUGCAGCAUCGUGCGCCCGCUCACUCGCAGCAACGUGACAUUGUUGGCGGUCUCCUUCUUCGUCAUCUUCAUACUCAUGCUGACUCUCUACUUCAAGAUCUGCAAGAUCGUAUGCCACCACGCGCACCAGAUCGCUCUUCAGAAGCACUUCUUCACUGCCUCGCACUACGUGGCCACCAAGAAGGGCGUGUCCACGCUGGCCAUCAUCCUGGGCACCUUCGGCGCGAGCUGGCUGCCCUUCGCUAUUUACUGCCUGGUGGGAGAGCGCGAGUACCCGUUGGUGUACACGUACGCCACGCUGCUUCCGGCCACCUACAACUCCAUGAUCAACCCAAUCAUCUACGCCUACCGUAAUGCCGAGAUCCAGCGCUCGCUCUACGUCCUUUUCUGCGGCUGCUUUCAGACCAACGUAGCCUACCGCUCCAGGUCACCCAGUGAAGUUUAGAGGGGUGCUGAGUGAACUCUGAUGACAGUGUGUUUGUGUGUUGGCCACCGACAAUUCGCUUUCAGUUGACUGUAAAUGCUUUAAACAAGUGGAUUCGGCGCUCAAAUGUAUAUCUAACAUAAGCAUCUGCACUUUAUUGCAACUGAAGACCAGGACACAGUCCGUCUGAAAUGCUGUGAACAACAACUUUUGUGAUGAAAAGAAAAACGUCAUCAUGAAUGUAUUUAUAUUAAAAAAAUAUGAAAAAAACUAGCACUUUAUUAUGUAUUUGAAAUGCCAAAGCAGUAUUGCAUUGGCCUAUAUAUAUAUGUUGGAGUUGUACUUUGUAUUUGUCAGUAAUGUGGGUCAUUUUCUAUUUUGUAAAGGUGUCUAUAUUGUACAUUUUAUAAGAGAUGAGUAUAUGAAUAAAAUGAGAAAAUAAGAACUGAA